UUUUAAGCCGCCAACGAGACGGCAUCGAGUUUUCUCUAGGGUUUCAAUCCCUCUAUCUCCCUCUUCUCCUCCUCUGCCGCCGCCACUGUUCGAUCGAGAGAUGGGAGGCAAAUGCCCUCACCGCAAAGUGAAGAAGCGGAGGUUCUCCCACAAGACUGCACGCCGCUCCAAAUUCCUCCUCAAAGGUGACGAUGCGGUCUAUGAUGAGCUGCUGAAGCUGGCCGAGGUCGGAGAAGGGAAAGCCUUGCCUGUUGAUGAGGAUCUCCCUGGGAUGGGCCAGUUCUAUUGCCUCCAUUGCGACCGAUAUUUUGCAAAUAUGGAGAUUAGGGAUGAGCAUUUCAGGUCUAAGCGCCAUAAAAAAGAGGCUGAAGCUAAUGGAUGGACCAGCACCACACACCCAACUGGAUGCUGAUUUAGCCGCCGGGAUGGGAAUGCCCGACAAUGGACCAAAGCUUAUGUCAGCAUAGAACUUUCUGCUUCUUCAGAUCUCACUGUCCUUUUGGUGUUCUCGUCUAAACUCACAGUUUGUCAGCUAAGCAUAUUGGAGGACAUGUACUUAUUGGUUACGGUUUAUCAACUAAACACAGAGUGAUUAUUACCGGUUUUCGAUGACAAGGAAUUCUAACUGCCUGCAAACCUCCAAAGCACAAGGAAUUUUCAGGUUUGGAACUUUUGAAGCAUAUAUAUGUUAUGUUAAGGUCAAUGCUUGGGAGUAGGAAGCCUCUCAUACUUCUAGGCGGAUAUGAAGUCCUACAAAAUUUUGAGUUUUGAUAUAUUUUUUUUCUCUUUCUUUUUGUGUGUUUUUGGUAAUUCAAAAUGUUUUACAAUAUAAAUGGCUUACUAAUUUCUAUUGCUAGUUUUAUGAGAGAAUUUGCUGAAAUUCCAUUGCCUAGGUGAAGCUUGUAUCAA
This is a messenger RNA of Dioscorea cayenensis subsp. rotundata (Guinea yam), 909 nucleotides long. Its product is annotated as zinc finger protein 593. The transcript is spliced from 4 exons. Gene Ontology annotation, molecular function: zinc ion binding; nucleic acid binding. Bases 101 to 412 code for a protein of 103 amino acids. NCBI's taxonomy places the organism in Eukaryota, Viridiplantae, Streptophyta, Magnoliopsida, Dioscoreales, Dioscoreaceae. The record is from RefSeq and is a predicted model, not a curated record.